Spea bombifrons (plains spadefoot toad) is the source of this 2208-nucleotide messenger RNA. RefSeq names its product family with sequence similarity 83 member F (gene SACK1F). Lineage: Eukaryota; Metazoa; Chordata; Amphibia; Anura; Pelobatidae. The coding region runs from base 38 to 1489 and encodes 483 amino acids. The record is from RefSeq and is a predicted model, not a curated record. The transcript is spliced from 5 exons.
UCCACUCGUGGCAAUAUUGAGACGAAGACCAAGCACCAUGGCUGACUCUCAGCUUUUGUGUCUGAGAGACGAUCACGUUAACGAGAGGGUGACAGAGGACAUGGUCCACUUCUUUUACAGCGAAGACCAGAGGAGAUGUCUAGAGGUUCUGGUCAGUCAGGGGGUCCAGGACUACAGGCAGCACGUUAAGCUGAUCGGUAUCAGGGACUUUCUUUCCAGCAAGGAACUGACUGAACUGCGAGCUGACUGGAGUCAAUAUAACAUCGAAAGUCCCAAGAAAGCAAACGCCGUGAGCGGAGGCGGCAGCGGUAAGCAAGGGGCUGAGGAAAAGGGCUCCCUGCAGUACUGGCCCGAACUGUCAGACACGGAGAUCCCGCCGCUCGACCUCGGCUGGCCGGAUAACGGGCACUACAGGGGGGUCAGCAACCAGCUGGUGUACACCCACCCGCCCAAGGAGAACGCCCCCACCAUAAAGACGGUGCUGCGGGAACUCAUCAAGAAAGCGCGGAAGGUUAUUGCGAUAGUCAUGGACUUUUUCACAGAUCGGGAAGUGUUCAGAGAUGUGCUUGAAGCUGCAGAUAAGCGUAGGGUUCCUGUCUACAUCCUUCUGGGAGAAGCAGGAGUCAAAUACUUCCUGGAGAUGUGUGAGCUCAUGCAACUGUCCAGCUUCAUGCUGCGGAAUGUACGUGUUAGAUACGUUACAGGGGUUGGAUUUUACCUGACAAAUGGUAAGAUCAAAGGUUCUCUCUCACACAAGUACCUUAUGGUGGAUGGAGAAAAGGUGGCAUUUGGUUCAUUCAGGUUAACCUGGAGCUCUUUGCGAGUAGAUCGUAGCAUAAUGACUUUGCUAACAGGACAAUUUACAGAGCCUUUUGACAUUGAGUUCCGUGAGCUCUAUGCCAUCUCAGAGGAAGUUAAUCUGUGUAAAGAGUUGUGUAUUCCUGACUGUCGACCAAGCCCUAUGGUGGGUAACAGACCACGUUCUUCCACUGUGGCACGCAAACUCAUCAACCCUAAGUACUCAUUAGUUGUGGGAAGAAGUCCUGCACCUGGUGAAAUAUUGAGAUUUGGGACACCUAAUCCACCAGCUGCAGGAGAGAAUGGAGAAAGCGAAAGGCGGAUGGGAAAGUUCUUGGAAGACCUGAUUACGAUAGACCAGGAGUUACCAGAGAUUGUGAAGUUAGAUGACCUUCCAAAAACUGCAACAACCAAAAACAAGGAGAUGGUGAAAAGGGCAGAUAGCACGGCGACCUCUAAGCCUUUGAAAAAGUUUAGCAAGUUUUUCACAUCUAAAAGGCAACAUAACCCGGCUGAAGAAACAAUAGUGGAAGGGGGCUUUGUUGUGCUAAAUAAGCCAAAACUCGAUCUGAGCCGAGCCAACAACGUACACAGCCACAGUAGCCAGGAUCUGAGGUCAUCAGGUAAUAUCAGCCCAGUAUCCACAAAAAGUGAGAAGCCAAAACAACAGGAUAAAUGUAUUGUAUCUUGAAGAGUGGGACGAAUUGGCCAAAUGAAUGCUGUACAGAAGAUAUUUAUUCGAAUAGUGGAAAAUUACAUCACAGAUCAAAUUCUCAGGGAAAAUUAUAGGUCUUGGAAUUCUCCUUCUCGCAUAACUUAAUUCAUCUAACUACACUAAUGGACAAUGUGAGACUCAUAUCUACAGUUGUGCCAUUGAACCAGGGCACACUCUGGUGUUUUAGACACACCGUAUUGCACUUUCACUAUUUAUAACACCCUGUGUUAUAUUUUUUAAAUGUAAAAUAAAAAGAAUAUAUAUGAUUUAUGUCCUUUUAGGACAAGCUGGCAAAGAUUGCAAUGAAUUAUGUAUGCUACUAAUGUUCAUGGAUGCCUCUCAGACUUUAGGGAGUAUAAGGUAUCAGUGAGCUAGGAGAGAACCUAAGCAUACUCGGAGAUGAUCUGGUACCUUUUGUUUUAAAAACAUAUAAGACAUAGGACUGUCGUAACCCUGGAACUGGAAACAGGACUUAAAAUACAUUUACAAUAAUUUACCCAACUACUAUUUCUAGACUAGCUACUCCAAUUUGUGUCAUAAUUUGUGCUCAAAAUGACUAUAAACGAGCUGCAGAGUUGCUGGCUAGAAUUUUAUUUUUUUUGAGACAUUCACUGUUUUAAAAUGUAUCCUGAAUACUAAUGAAAAUGUCAUGAAAAAAUACUGUAUACUGGUAGAGCUGAUGCUGAAAUCUAAAA